This is a messenger RNA of Ricinus communis (castor bean), 2619 nucleotides long. Its product is annotated as cationic amino acid transporter 7, chloroplastic. Gene Ontology annotation, biological process: amino acid transport; transmembrane transport. Lineage: Eukaryota; Viridiplantae; Streptophyta; Magnoliopsida; Malpighiales; Euphorbiaceae. Gene Ontology annotation, cellular component: plasma membrane. The transcript has 5 exons. Bases 545 to 2305 code for a protein of 586 amino acids. The record is from RefSeq and is a predicted model, not a curated record. Gene Ontology annotation, molecular function: amino acid transmembrane transporter activity.
UUUUCUUGAGCAAAAUCUUUAAAUUACAUAUAAAAGAAAAAGAAUGAAACAAAAAUCGAAUUGCAAACAUUUCUCUAAUCUAUUAAAAUAAUAUAUAUAAGAAAAUAUUAAUAAGAAAAAGAAAAGAAAGAAAAGAAAAAGAAGAAAAUCAAUUGAAAACAUCAUAGUCAAAGAAAACCUUCCAAAUGGAAAGUGCACAACUGUACACAAACAAAUGGCAAAAGUUUAUAUUUCCGAUAAUAGCCCUAGCCAAAGCCAACCUACUUACUGGCUUAGCAUCACAAGUCAGUGAGAAUUGAUUGAUAUAAAUGGAAGUUACUGGACCAAAAAAGCUUUAUCCAAUUCUAAUACACCCCUCUGUCUCUCCCAUUACACAAAAGUUGUGGCCUUUCUAUUCACCGUCCAUUGUCAGUCAGUCCCUUCCUCUUAAGCCCCCCCACCCAUAUUUGCACUCCCUUUAUAAGUCACCACCUAGCCCUUCUUCUCUUCACCAACACACAAGACACCCAUUUAAGAAGGGGAAAAAGAAACGGAGAGAGAAGUAAUGGAGAUCGGUCAUGUCUCUUCUUUCUCUAGUUUCAGGUCUUACCUUCAAGCCCUGGGCCAGACACCAACUCGGCUGGCUUGCCGUGCUGGUUCAGUGUCCACUUCAUAUGAAGAAAUGAGCCGGGUUAAAGCCCGGUCCGGUUCUGAAAUGCAAAAGAGCCUUCGUUGGCAUGACUUGGUCUGUUUCGGCAUCGGUGGGAUGGUGGGAGCUGGUGUAUUUGUGACUACUGGUAGAGCCAGUCGUCUUUACGCUGGCCCGGCUGUCGUAGUUUCGUACGCCAUUGCUGGGCUUUGCGCUCUGCUUUCUGCCUUCUGUUACACUGAGUUUGCUGUUGAUAUGCCUGUUGCCGGUGGUGCUUUUAGCUAUCUCCGUGUCACCUUUGGUGAGUUUGCUGCUUUUUUAACCGGUGCGAAUCUCAUAAUGGACUACGUGAUGUCAAACGCAGCAGUUGCUAGAGGCUUCACCGCCUAUUUUUGUGCAGCAAUUGGGAUGUCCACAUCAAAAUGGAGGCUAGUGGUCCAUGCUCUCCCCAAUGGCUUUAAUGAAAUCGAUAUGGUUGCUGUACUUGUCGUCUUAGCCAUUACUCUCAUCAUUUGUUACAGUACCCGCCAGAGCUCGGUGGUGAACAUGGUGUUAACGGUGUUGCACAUUAUGUUCAUUUUGUUUGUAAUAGUGAUGGGAUUUUGGAAAGGUCAGUGGAAGAAUUUCACUGCACCUGCUUACUCCAAUCACCCAUCUGGAUUCUUUCCAUUUGGAGCUCCGGGUGUGUUUAAUGGAGCAGCUUUGGUCUAUUUGAGUUAUAUCGGAUACGACGCCGUUUCCACCCUCGCCGAAGAAGUACACAAUCCCGUCAACGAUAUCCCCAUUGGAGUUUCCGGUUCUGUUGCUCUUGUUACCGUUCUCUAUUGCCUUAUGGCCGCUUCAAUGUCUAUGCUCCUCCCUUAUGACUUGAUCGAUGCGGAGGCACCAUUUUCAGCAGCUUUCAAAGGGAAAUCCGACGGCUGGGAAUGGGUAUCGAACGUUAUAGGGGUGGGGGCCAGUUUUGGAAUUCUCACAUCAUUAUUGGUUUCGAUGUUGGGCCAAGCGAGAUACAUGUGCGUGAUCGGACGGUCUAGCGUUGUCCCUGCGUGGUUCGCCAGGGUCCACCCGAGGACAUCGACGCCUGUAAACGCCUCCGCAUUUCUUGGUAUCUUUACUGCUGCAAUUGCCCUUUUUACUGAUCUAAAUGUGCUCCUCAACCUCGUAUCAAUAGGGACACUCUUUGUCUUUUACAUGGUGGCGAACGCAGUAAUUUACAGGCGUUACGUAGCCAUAGGGACAACGAAGCCAUGGCCUACAUUAUCUUUCCUCUGCUCAUUUUCCUUCACCUCUUUACUUUUCACUCUCAUUUGGCAUUUCAUGCCUCAGGGCAAGCCAAAAGCCUUUAUGCUCGGCGCCUGCACUAUGACAGCGAUUGCAAUAAUACAAGUAUUUAAUUGCAUGGUGCCACAAGCUAGAAAGCCAGAGUUCUGGGGCGUUCCAUUGAUGCCAUGGAUACCUUGUGUAUCUAUUUUCUUGAACAUUUUUUUAUUGGGGUCUCUCGAUGGCCCAUCCUACUUGCGGUUCGCCUUCUUUUCAGGACUUGCAGUGCUUGUAUACGUCUUGUACAGUGUGCAUGCUAGCUUUGAUGCUCAAAGAGAAGGGUGUUUGAGUCUAAAGAAUGGUGAUAUUAUUCUCAAAGAAUCAGGAGAGAGUGAGGACCCUGGUUCCAAAGUAUAAUUAAAUUUAUAUAUAUUUGCCUUUAUCUUUCUUUGUGUAAUUUGACUUUCAACUUUUAUUUUUGAGUGGUUGAUGGAUAUACUCAGGAGGAAGGAAAGAAAAGAAAAAGAAAAAGAAAAGAAAAGGGAAUAGAAUAGCAUAGAGAAUGCAAAUUUUUCAAAGUGGCAACUUGUAUAGUUGGUAGAUGGAACCAGGACUUAGGUUUAUUUGAUCCUUUGUAUAUCAAGUCAUGUGAUCCAUCAGCUACUUUAGACUUGUAUGUUUUGGUUUCAAUGGGUAACUAAUUGAAAUGCUUGACAUGUUGCCAGGUUUUA